CUCUCGCUUGCAGGAGAGUGGCGGGGGAAGAUGGAGGAAGGCAAGGCGUAUUCACCAGACGGGGUGUUCGCUCACCUGGAAAUGCUGGAGGCGCGGGCUCACGAGGCAGCCAUCAAGCAAGAGGAAACGGAGCGGCAAGAAGAGAAGCUGGCCAGGCUGAAAGCGAGAGUGCGGGAGCUGAGACACCAGAGGGAUGAGCUGCAGGCUAAAGUGGACCUGCAGCAAAACGGGCAACUCGGGAAAGAAGGAGCCGUGUCGGAUCCGGCACAGCCCAGUGCUCGGGCUGUUUUAGAGUGGAAGAUAAAAAGCCUUAAGGCCAUGCUGCAGGUCUUUUACCUCACAGGGAUCAGUGGGAAGCUGACCAAGCGGGGAGUGUGUUUCUGCAUCAGCACGGCUUACGAGGGCACCUACUUGGAUUCCUACUACCUGGACCUGCUCACCAAGUCAGAAGUGCAGAUUCACCGCCACUCCAUCCCCAUCUUCAUCCCCCUGGAGCAGAUCGCCAAGAAGUACUUGCAGACGGACAUCAGGCGCUUCUUGUCUGUCCUGUCCGACCACCUGAACGCUUACGUGGGGAGGAGGUACCAGGCAGACCAGUUACAGGAACGUUUUUCAGACCAGAUAGAAGGAACCUUGCAGAGGAACUCCUUGUGUAACUUGCUGGUCUUUAAUUACGACGUGUCAAGUAAAAGCAAGACCUUUCCGUUCACCGCGAGGCUGCUUUACGGGGAUCUCUGUUGCAGCCUCCCCACUGAAGUCACCGUUUCCCCUGCGCCGGACGCUCCUGCAUCUCUAGCAGAGAUGGCAGCGGCUCACUCGGACCUGUUUCGCCGCGUGGCCCUGCACAAAGCCUUCUGCUCCUUCAGCAGCACUGAAGAAAGCGUGGAUGGAGCACCGUAA
This is a messenger RNA of Nipponia nippon (crested ibis), 900 nucleotides long. NCBI's taxonomy places the organism in Eukaryota, Metazoa, Chordata, Aves, Pelecaniformes, Threskiornithidae. The record is from RefSeq and is a predicted model, not a curated record.